This is a messenger RNA of Arctia plantaginis, 1095 nucleotides long. Lineage: Eukaryota; Metazoa; Arthropoda; Insecta; Lepidoptera; Erebidae. The record is from the annotation of a GenBank genome assembly.
AUGGCCGAGGCUGCAAGUGCCGCGAGCACUAAUCCUAAUGCUGAAAUCAUUCGAGGCCAGGUGUUUGAAGUGGGCCCCAGAUACACUAAUUUGCAAUAUAUUGGUGAAGGGGCUUAUGGAAUGGUUGUGUCUGCUAUCGACAACGUUAAAAAAGCUAAAGUUGCCAUCAAGAAAAUAUCGCCGUUCGAACACCAGACCUACUGCCAGCGGACUCUACGAGAAAUCAAAAUCUUAACACGGUUUAAGCAUGAAAAUAUAAUUGACAUUCGAGAUAUUUUAAGAGCCGAAACGAUUGAUCAAAUGAAAGAUGUUUACAUCGUACAAUGUUUAAUGGAAACUGACCUUUACAAAUUGCUAAAAACACAGAAAUUAAGUAACGAUCACAUCUGUUACUUCCUUUAUCAAAUUCUGCGAGGACUGAAGUACAUCCACUCAGCGAAUGUACUCCACAGGGACCUGAAGCCGUCAAACUUACUACUCAACACUACGUGUGAUUUAAAGAUUUGUGACUUUGGACUGGCGCGAGUUGCAGAUCCUGACCAUGACCACACAGGAUUCCUCACGGAGUAUGUCGCCACGCGCUGGUACCGAGCGCCUGAGAUUAUGCUCAAUUCAAAGGGCUACACCAAGUCAAUAGACAUUUGGUCGGUUGGAUGCAUCCUAGCGGAGAUGCUGUCGAAUCGGCCAAUAUUCCCGGGGAAACACUACUUAGACCAGCUGAAUCACAUCCUUGGAGUCCUCGGAUCGCCCAGUCAGGAAGAUUUGGAUUGCAUCAUCAACGAAAAGGCUCGUGGCUAUCUGGAAUCGCUGCCUUUCAAGCCUCGUGUGCCGUGGACGGAACUGUUCCCUGGCGCGGACGCUAGGGCACUGGACUUGCUGCACCGCAUGCUCACGUUCAACCCACACAAGCGGAUCACUGUUGAAGAAGCACUUGCACAUCCUUACCUUGAGCAGUACUACGACCCCAAUGAUGAGCCCGUGGCGGAGGAGCCGUUCCGAUUUGCGAUGGAACUCGACGACCUUCCCAAGGAGACCCUCAAAAAAUACAUCUUCGAGGAAACAUUACUGUUCAAGAAACUGAACGAAGACGCGUAG